Messenger RNA from Saccostrea echinata, 1275 nucleotides. Its product is annotated as keratin, type I cytoskeletal 10-like. Bases 232 to 567 code for a protein of 111 amino acids. NCBI's taxonomy places the organism in Eukaryota, Metazoa, Mollusca, Bivalvia, Ostreida, Ostreidae. The transcript is spliced from 3 exons. The record is from RefSeq and is a predicted model, not a curated record.
CAAGCUGCUGUGUUGCCUAGCUCUGAUCUCUUUAGUCGUGAGUGAUGGCUACUAUGGUUCCUACUACGGUAAAGGCUAUGGCUAUGGUCCCUUCUUCCGUGGAGGAUAUUUAGGAUCUUAUAAUGGAGGUCCAGGAUUCAUAGGAAGUUACUAUGGAGGUAAAGGAUUUGGUGGCAGAGGAUUUAGAGGAGGUUACUAUGGCGGCUGGGGAUAUGGAGGUUUAAGAGGAGGAUGUUCAAGGUGCUGUGUUGCCUAGCUCUGAUCUCUUUAGCCGUGAGUGAUGACUACUAUGGUUCCUACUACGGCAAAGGCUAUGGCUAUGGUCCCUUCUUCCGUGGAGGAUAUUUAGGAUCUUACAAUGGAGGUCCAAGAUUCAUAGGAAGUUACUAUGAAGGCCCAAGAUUCAUAGGAAGUUACUAUGGAGGCCUAGGAUUUGGAAGAAAUUUCUAUGGCGGAGGUUAUUUUGGUGGCAGAGGAUUUGGAGGUUACUUUGGUGGAACAGGGUUUGGAGGAGGCUAUAUAGGUGGCAAAGGAUAUGGAGGAGUAGGAUACAAGGAUUAUUACUAAAAUCUUCGAUGAAUAUGUAUGUGUAAGAAUUUUUAUACUUCUCUUAAUCAAAUAAAUCAUAAAUAACAUUGUCUAAUAUCAUACUGAGCUAUAUUGUAUAAAGUUAUAAAUAUAUUAGUGAUAUAUUAUGAUUACUAAUAGACAUGGGCACGGUUACUUAAAAAUGUAGUUGAUUAUUAAUCGGAUUAAUGAAUUUUGUGUAUUUAAUUAUUAAUCCAAUACAGCCAUUUUGUCUCGUUAUUGUUUACUGAUUACCUUAGAAGAUGUAUUAAUAAUUGAUUACUUAAGUAUUUUGUCAUAUUUUUAAGAAGACAAAUGUAAGGAUGGUGAUAUUGAUAACAACCUGUUGAAGAUUCGUAUGUGUACAUCUCAUGUUUAUUGUAUCGAAUCUGCAAGUUUCACUUUCAAUCAUCAUUAAGUUUUUGAAUAUUUUCAUCUGAUAUAUCGUGUUAUUAAUUUUAUUUGACUAAGUUGUCAGUAUUUGUUGUGAUUUAGAAGUUGUCUGCCCUUUGACAGAAAUUCCUUUAUUCGGGGUUGGGUGAGGUGAGAAUUAGUUAUAAAUCUUAAUUAAUUCUUAUAAUAAACAAGCAAUUGUCCCAUUUAAUUAGAACAAACAGCAACAAUUAAUGUGUGUUGUACUUUGUGUUGAAUGUUGUUUUUAUUUUGUUUUGUAAUUACGAGUAUUCUAAUAAAAUAUCUUCAAGAGAA